CAAGAACGUGAAUAUUACAAUUACGCAAAAAUUAAAAUACUGUUAAAUGACUAGUUUUGGCACAAAAAACAACAACAACAAAAACCAAAGUAAAAGUAAAAGAAAAAAAAGAAAAGAAAGAAAGACAAAAACAUACGGAUAAUAAAAAACAAAAUAAAAUAAAUUAAAAUAAUCCAAAAUAAAAACAAAAACAAUUACAAAGAAAUGGCAAGUAACACAUUGAAUUAAAUGUAAAAUUUUAAGGUAGAAAACCUGAAAAAGCAUUUUCUUGUAAAACACGCUCCAAUAAUCAUUAUUUACAACUUAAAAAUUGUAAGUGUAGUCUAUGACUAUCAUAAUACACAAUUACCUAAAAAAAAAAAACUGUCUGAAAGCAAAGUGCACAAACUGGAGAACUGCUAAUAUGUCACUAAACAGGUCAUAAAGCAGGUAUGAUGGCUUUGCCUGAAAAGCAGAAAAAUGUUGCACUGAUGACUAAGUUAACCAAAAGCCAAAUGCACACACAAUGAUACAGGCAUUCAGCAGCAGCUAUUGUCUUGCACACGAGCAGCACUCUCACACACAAGAGCGCUAAUCUCUCUCACUCAUCAGCAAACGCAAAGGCAGCCAGCCCUCGGGCUCACUACUGGUCAGUUGCUUUCUGUCUCUGCGCUCAGGUCGGGAAAAAACAAGGAGCCAAUGCAUCUGGAAUCAUAUUUAUCUGCAAAGCAAGCAUCUGAAGAAGAGAACAGGAGGUGGAGAGAGCAAACAGAGAUGAAGAUUAUGAAGGUAAAGCUGGAGAGAGAAAAAAAUCUGCAGCAUCUAUUAAACUAAAUCUGGUUGAUGCUUUAAAGUCAACAUAAAAAUCAAAACUGUUCAAAAUAUUUACUUCCUUACUACACAUUCCUGAUCUUACUGUGCACAAUUUCUUCAAUGCACGUCAUUGCAGAUUAAACAAAAAAUGCAACACAAAUGUAACAUUUUGGUCUUGUUUCUAAAAAAAGCUGCUUUACAUGGACUGCUAAAGUAGCUAUUUUUGAAGGUGGACACUCUUUGUUUACAUUCAAAAUGCAAAUGACUAAAGAACUAAAUGAUUACAGAAUUUUAAGAAUUAAUUUAAGAAUUAAAUCAACAAACUGCACCUUACUUAUGUGUAUGAAAGCCAUUCUUUAAGACUACUACAACUGCUUUAGUCAACCUGAAACCAUACAAAAAUCACUAACCAUAACCAUUCACUUUCUAGAUCAUAUUGUGCACAAUUCCCUUUUAUUUAUUUUUUUUGCUAUAAAAUUUAGUAUAGGCUAUUUUUUUACUGUUAUUUUUGAAGCUUGACAGUCCUUGCUCACAUUUAAAAUAUUAAUGAUCAAAAUAAAUAUCUACUCUAAAUGAUGACAGAAUUUUAUUUUUAUGCAUGAUAGUAAUUAAAAUUGACUCAAGUACUUUCUGAAUGCACAUUCAUGAUCUUAUUGUGCACAAUUUCCUCAAUGCAAAUUAUUCCAAAUUUCCUUGUUCACAGUCAAGAUGCAAACGAUCAAAAUAAAUGACAAAAUGAUGGCAAAAUUUACAUUUUUACAAAAGAUAGCAACUAUUUGUUUAAAAAUGUAAUCAAGUCAUUAUGAAAAUCAAAAUGAUUUACUUUCUGAUCUGAUUGUGCACAACUUCCUCAAUGCACAUUACUGCAAAUUUAAAAAGCACUUUGGCAAUAAAAAUUAAAAUUUUUGGUCUGCUACUUGCACAGAUACAUAUAUGGACUGCUAAAAUAGCUAUUUUUGUUUGAGUUUUUUGUUAUUUGAAGCUUGACCAUCCUUGUUCACAUUCAAAAUGCAAAGUGAUCAAAAUAAACAACUAAAUGAUGACAGAAUUUUCAUUUUUAUGCAUGACGGCAACUAUUUGUUUAAGACUGAACCAAUUCCCACGUUUCUAAAAGUAACUAGAAGUGCAUAAUUGCCACAAGCAUUUUUGCAGUAAAAAUGCACAAUUUUGGCCAGUUAUUUAGGCUACUAUAUAUUUUUAGCUUUGUUAUUUUUUAAGCUUGAUAGUCUUAUUCAAAUUCAAAAUACAAAAAAUCUAACUAAGUGAGUAAAUGACAACAACUAUUUGUUUAAAACUGAACCAAUUGAUAACUAAUUCCCACAUUCCUGAUCUUAUUGUGCACAAUUUCCUCCAAUGCAUAUUAUUCCAAAUUUAACAAGCAUUUCUGCAAUAAAAAUGUAAAAUUCUAGCCUGUUAUUUACACAAAGCUACUAUUAUAUGGACUGCUAAAGUAGCAAUUUUUUUUCUUUUGUUAUUUUUGAAUGGCAAAAUGCACAUAGUAAAAGGACUGACCUAAUUAUAACAGAAUUAGCAAGUAUUCAUUUACAAAUUUUUGCAACUAAUUCCCCACUGCCUCUGUGCAUGAAAGGCAUUCAGGACCAAUAAAACCACUUUAGUUGAGAGUAAAUCUGAAACCACAUAAAACAUCAAACCAGUUCUGCUGAAUACAACAGGUUACAGAACUGGUUAGACAUUGUGCUAAAGAUGAAAAACGCCAUGCUUGACGACAACACGAUUCUCAUGAGAUACGAGUGUUAAAAAGCAAAAGAGGUGCAAAUUACAACAAGGGCUGGGCCAACCGUUUUUCACCUGCUCAGGCUCCUCCUCCUGUCCUCCCAUGGGGAGUGUUACUGAGCAGCCAAAGCCCACAGUCACACACAUCGACAUCAUAACAGCAACAAUCGGCUCACACCCUGAGCAGUUUCACUCUCUCUCAGAGAAAGACAGACGCUCUGAUAGUAAGCACUCGGAAGGGAUUUCUGCUCACGGAGGAGCCUUUUAAACAGAGGUCAUGCGGAUGUUAGCGCGUUUGUGAAUGUUUAAUCCCAUUUCCUAUUUGAAGGAGUGGAAACGGCUUGAGCUGAAAGGAGGUCUGUAGCUGCUUUUCAGAUGCUGGACUAUUAUGGUCCAGCUUGAGAACACCAAGUGCAGUUUUCUCUUCUGCCUUGGAGUCUGCAUCCUAAUAUGUUCCGCCAUCUACCUGAAAGCCAAAAUACCCAACACCCUGCUUCCCUCAACUGACUUGAGCAGCCAAACCACGCCAGGCCCCAAAAGCUGUGACAUUCUUCCACCUGCAACUCCUGGGUUUACAUGGCAGCGAAAAGACUGUAAGAAAAUCAGCUAUGAGACCAAACCGGACACAAACUGCACUCUAUUGCAGUCAGAUCUGCACUUUAUUACGGCGCCACUGAGCAAAGAAGAAGACGACUUUCCUUUGGCUUUCAUCAUCACUAUACACAAAGAGCUGGAAACGUUUGUGCGGCUACUGAGAGCCAUUUAUGUGCCACAGAAUGUUUACUGCAUUCACAUAGACGCUAAAGCACCGGAGGAAUACAAGACGAGCAUCCGAAACCUAGCUGGGUGUUUCCCAAACGUCUUUGUGGCAUCCGUUAAUGAAAAAGUGACUUACGCUGGCUUUUCCCGUCUGCAGGCUGACCUCAACUGCAUGAAAGACCUGCUGAAGUAUCCUACAAAAUGGAAGAGAGCUAUAAAUCUGUGCGGCCAGGACUUCCCAAUCCAGACCAACCUGGAGUUAGUCCGGUAUAUGCAAGGACCAGAAUGGAAAGACAGGAACAUGACGCCGGGAAUCAAGCAGCCACCCGCUAUGAAGCACAGGACUGAGUUUCAGUACGAAGAGGUAAAGGGCACCCAUGUGGCACCAAAAGGCAAGGGUCAAAAGAAGGGGCCACCUCCUCACAACCUGACGAUGUACUUCGGGACUGCCUAUUAUUCCUUGACGAGACCGUUUGUGGAGUUCGUCCUCAACGACAAGGUGGCCAAAGACUUGCUGGAGUGGUCUAGAGACACCUUCAGCCCAGAUGAGCAUUACUGGGUGACGCUGAACCACAUGAAAGAAGCACCUGGCAGUUAUGUAGAUGGCGAAUGGGAAGGUAACAUUCGUGCAAUCAAAUGGAGGGACCAAGAAGGAACAGUACACCAGGGCUGUAAAGGACAAUACAUCAGGGAUAUCUGUGUUUACGGGAUUGGCGACUUGCCGUGGCUUAUCGAAAAAGAGAGCAUGUUUGCGAAUAAAUUUGAGACCGCAAACUUCCCCGAAGCCCUGGAUUGUCUAGAAUUGUGGCACCGACAUAAAGUUCUCCAGCACGCUAUGGUUCCCAUACAACCAUCAUGGCAUCUCACCACAGAGGUCGAAGUCAUCAACAACACACUCAUUUUAAAACCAGGGGACUGCGUCUGAGCAAACACCCACGAAACGUCACAAAGAAAGUGAAAUUCACAUUACGUACAGGCUUGCAAACUCCUGCAUGCACUCAAAACCCUGUAUUUCACAUAUAUAUCUGAGCAAACACUAUUUCCUCUUGACAAAGUACCAUCUCACAUGGACACAGUAGACAUGAAGGAAGAAAUAAUAGAAACCUCGCUGGAACAUUUUCUGCUUUACGGUGUAAAGUUGUUGUGUCGAUAUUCACGUCGCAUGGCAAUGCAGCUCGCGAUGUAUAAAUGUUGAAAACGUGAACACUGAUCGUUACGUGAGUGAAGUGUAAUAUAACUGUUGUACUGUUAAUAGUAAUCGUAAUUUCUAUUUAUUUUUAUUUAUUAACUGCUGCAUAAUGCACUGUUUAAAGUGGAUAAAUAAUAAAGAAUGAAAAUCCUUGACGAAAUCCAAGAUACAACAAAUACUGCUAUUACAAUCAAAGGACAAUAUACUGUGAUAUACACAGUAACUGACUAAAAAUUGUGAAAAUAUUGUAAUUUCUGACGUACAGAGCCAAUCGUUUGUCAAAAGUUUAGUGAGCAUCAUUAUGGCAUGCCACUGUAAUACUUUCAUAAUGUAAGCCGCAUUUUUUCAAUAUGUAAAUUUGUAUGCAAAUUAUGAACAUCUGCUCAAGUUAAUUUUGUUUUCAACACUGAUAUUCUCAGUGUUCAUAAUGUUCAGUUUUUGUGCUUCAUUUUCAGUGCUGUCAACUGCACUGAAUUGAUAAAAACCACAGCUGAACACAUCAAGCACUUUCAUUUCCAUUGUGGUCUUAAAUGUGCCUCUUUAGCAACUUGGAUAGAAAACAAUACUCUGCUAACAACAAUGUACAUUUUUUGAUGCUGACAAAAUAACAUAUUAUAGUAGGGAUGCACCGAAAUGAAAAUUCUUGGCUGAAACCAUUGAAGUUUCCGCGAUAAACCGCGAUAUUGAACGUGAUAUUGCGUAGCUUGUCAGUGAACUACGGCUCUGUGUAUUAAAUGGCGCUCCAUUUGAAAACAUCCGUCCACACCGCAGACAUGUUGCUUCAGACAAGCACGUGCAGGUCGCGAUUUCUGUUUGCUUCAUCACAACAUUUCGGCUGUAUUGUUUCGGUGAUAAAAGUCUUUCGGCCAAAAACCGAAAAUGCACUUUUGGGCCAUUUUCGGCCGAAAAUUUUCGGUGGCCGAAUAUUCGGUGCAUCCCUAUAUUAUAGCCAUAAACAUUUACAUCAUGACCACUAAUAGACAUUUAGUCAAAAAUAUAACCACAAAGUGCUAUUACAGCAGAUGGUAUAUACUGCCAUGUGUAAUCCAUUUGCAAUACAGACAAAAAUGAUUUCUCAAUUUGUGUUUUUUGAGGAGAGAUGUGCUCAUACUCUAUUAAACAUUGAGAUUUCACCUGGUGGACAGAAAGCAGGUGACCAAGUACUACUCACACGUGAAAGUCUCCUAAGAUAUCUGUAUUUGCAUCAAUGCUAUUAUACAAGUUAAAAAGUUUAGCAUAUGAAAUCAAAAAUAAAAUAAAAUGAAAAUUUGGGUGGAAAAAAAAAAACAUGCCACCGAAGUAUAACUUUAAUUUUAAGAUUUAAAAAUAAAAAAUUAAAAAAUAAAUUAUAUGUUAAAAAUCGAACAAAUAUAUUUUAAUAUCUAUUUCAGCCCACAGUCCUCAAUCGAGUUGUGCUCUAAGUGAUACUACUAAGAAGAAGAAAAAAAAAAAAAAAAGGUUGAAGCCUCCAAUCUGGUCAGCUUUCCCUGUUGUUAAAGACAGAAUGAAAAAUGCCUAUUCAAAACCUAGACACAUGUAACGCAAUACAUAACCACAGGUUAUGAUUAACAGCACCAAGAAUAGUUAAAAAUUUGCUUGGAAAUUAAUAACCCUCAGAGGUUUAUAUUCUAUAUUCAAAUACAGCUGAUUGUUUGCCGAUGCACAGCACGCCAUGCACAUCUGACCUGUUUAUGCCGGUUUGGAGAGGAGAUGGACUGCAGGAUGCAGUUUCCCUAUUUCCGCCUUAAUGCUCAGAUUAAUUGAGACAAAUGCCACAGAGAAACGGAAGCUAACUGAGCCUGAAACCAAUUAAACCGAGCCAGGGGACUGGGAGGUUAAUGAUUCACUACUGAGAAUGAAAGACAAGUCGCACUCAUUAGCCACGGUCCAACUCUGUCCAAUCGCAAGCGUAAACACAGCACAAAGAGCACACGUUACGAGAAAGGUGACAAAUCACCUGGACAAAGAAAAACACAACCAGAGCUGCUGACUGCUUAACUCAGCGCUUAUCUUCACCUAUGAUAACAACUCAUUAUCCACAUCCACAUUUGAAACUGUCAGACUAGAUAUAUGUGAGAGACUAGAGGGUGAAAUUGUGACUCACGGUCUGCAAUAAAACACCUAAAAGUGUGCCACAUUACAUUGUAAAUACUGUCAAAGUGGCCAUCUUGGUAACCCUCUCAAACUGAAAGUACAGCUUUAAUAU
Onychostoma macrolepis is the source of this 6680-nucleotide messenger RNA. It is a transcript of the gene gcnt7, whose product is annotated as glucosaminyl (N-acetyl) transferase family member 7. The record is from RefSeq and is a predicted model, not a curated record. Gene Ontology annotation, molecular function: acetylglucosaminyltransferase activity. Gene Ontology annotation, cellular component: membrane. Bases 2915 to 4210 code for a protein of 431 amino acids. The transcript is spliced from 4 exons. NCBI's taxonomy places the organism in Eukaryota, Metazoa, Chordata, Actinopteri, Cypriniformes, Cyprinidae.